AUGCCUUGCGGAGGGAAGUGCAGCGCCUGCUCGAUCCGCCUCAACGCAGACCUUCAGCACCAACAGCGUGAUGCUGCAACCAACAACAGACCACAACCUCCCAGCAAGAUUUCGAUUUCCGGAGGCGUCGUCGUUGCAGCGCCACCGCCGCCACUACCGCGGCACCAAAACCAACGAGCCCCUUCAGCUCCGAGCACAAGCCCCGUGAGCAAGGCCACUGCGCUGGUUGACAUGUACAACUCGCUGCAGACCGGCAACAAGAAGUCGUCAAAGCACACAGACCAAAGCAGAAGCCAUCAGCACCAUAGCAGCAUUGUUGACGAGCUGCAGAACCGCUCCAGGCACCUGCUAGCGAUCAAAGCGGGUGUGGAAACAAAAGCAGAGUUCAUCAACCAUCUCAUCAACAAAAUCCACACUAGUACUUACACUGGUGUGGAACAAGUAGUCACCUUUGUGGACUGGCUGGACCAACAACUUUCUACUCUGUCUGAUGAGACAGCCGUCUUGAAGCACUUCAACUGGCCUGAGAGGAAAGCUGAUGCACUUCGUGAAGCGGCAUCUGAAUACCGACACCUCAAGUGUCUUCUAACAGAGAUCUCUUCCUUGAGAGACGGAGAAGAUGGUGGUAGUGGUAGUGAGGCGACAGCCACUCGCAGGAAGAUUUCAAGCUUGCUAGACAAGUACGUGUGGCAACAGCAGUCUUCAAUAAAUACUUUGUACAAGUAUUUUUUUUUCAAUGCCAUUGCCACCAAACUCAAGAUAUAUAUGAGCCCUAUUCGAUCUGCUCUUCAGAUUGGAGAAGAGCAUGGGCAGAUUGGUGAAUCUAAGGAGAUCGGUGAUGUCGUCCUACAAAGAGUUGAGGAUUCCGACUGA
Messenger RNA from Miscanthus lutarioriparius, 873 nucleotides. NCBI's taxonomy places the organism in Eukaryota, Viridiplantae, Streptophyta, Magnoliopsida, Poales, Poaceae. The record is from the annotation of a GenBank genome assembly.